This is a messenger RNA of Lolium rigidum, 1507 nucleotides long. RefSeq names its product tRNA pseudouridine synthase B-like. Gene Ontology annotation, biological process: tRNA modification; mRNA pseudouridine synthesis. The transcript is spliced from 9 exons. Gene Ontology annotation, molecular function: pseudouridine synthase activity; RNA binding. Bases 60 to 1226 code for a protein of 388 amino acids. Gene Ontology annotation, cellular component: mitochondrion. The record is from RefSeq and is a predicted model, not a curated record. Lineage: Eukaryota; Viridiplantae; Streptophyta; Magnoliopsida; Poales; Poaceae.
GCCGGCAGCUCCCGGACCCGGACGCCACCACGGGCACCAAGCCCACCACCACGUCGGAGAUGGUGGAGCUGCGGCCGGAGGUGGUCGACUUCCCGCGCCUGCACGCGCGCGAGGAGGCGCUCUACUUCCACGACGCCUUCGCCAUGCCCUGGGAGAAAGACAAGCACUACCGCAUGCUCUACCGCCUCGAGAAGAAGUACUUCCCGGACCAGUCCCUCGACAAAGCCUUCGUCGCCGCCGAUGCCGCCGCGCCGCCCUCCGGCGCCGCCGACCACGACAAGGGGCUCGUCUUCUUCGAGGAAGAGAACGUGGAGGUCGGCAAGAAGGAAGGGGGAGGGGACAAGGGGGAGGUGCUGGAGAGGAAGGUGGAGGAGUUCUUCAAGUCCUUGAAGAAAGGACCUGCGGCUGGAGAGGCCGACGCUUCGACGGCCAAGAAGAAGACCACGGGGUCAGGCGGCGAGCCGAGGCAGGUGAGGCGAAAUGCAGGAGGGGAAGACGACUGGCCGCGGCCACACCUCGCGAGCAGGAGGACGGAGCUGCCGCCUCGAUGGGACGGACCAACCGGGACUGUCGUGCUCGUCGACAAGCCCAAAGGUUGGACUUCAUUUACUGUUUGUGGAAAACUGCGGCGAUUAGUGAAAGUGCAAAAGGUUGGGCAUGCGGGUACUCUGGAUCCUAUGGCAACAGGAUUGUUGAUUGUUUGUGUGGGCAAAGCAACCAAAGUUGUUGAUAGAUACCAAGGAAUGGUUAAAGGCUAUAGUGGUGUUUUCCGACUUGGAGAAGCGACAUCUACCUGGGAUGCAGAUUCACCAGUUAUUCAGAGGGAAUCAUGGGAACACAUCAAAGAUGAAGAUAUUAGAAAGGCAGCAGCAUCAUUCAUGGGUGAAAUAUGGCAAGUUCCUCCGAUGUUUUCUGCCAUUAAGGUUGGUGGUGAAAAAAUGUAUGACAAAGCAAGGAGAGGUGAAACGGUAGAGCUUUCACCUAGACGUAUAUCCAUAUAUAAAUUUGAUAUUGAGCGCAGUCUAGAAGACAGGCAAAAUUUGAUAUUUCGAGUUACUUGCUCGAAAGGAACAUACAUUCGGUCCCUCUGUGCAGACUUGGGAAAAGCGCUUCGAAGCUGUGCUCAUUUAACUGCGCUGCGGAGAGACUCGAUUGGUGACUAUUCGGUCAAUGACGCUUGGAACUUCGAUGAACUAGAGGAACAAAUUACCAAGGGAUAUUUAUGAGAAUCAGACAGUUAGCCAUGCCAUUUUGAAGACUGCAAUCAAGACCCACCGUUUCCAGCCAUGUGGUUGGCUGAGCCCUAAGGCGCGGAUACAAUGGUACAACCUGCAUGAACCUGUGUGAUCUGGGAUUUUGGACGUCUGAUGUCUCCAUGGAAUCAAGAGAUUCAUUUGCUAACCCUGAACGCUGUAGGCUGUCACGGUUCAGUGUUUUGCACAAUUAUAAGGAACACUAUAUCCUGCCUGUGGCAAAUUUUGAUAUUGAAUUUACGUCACAAUUUUUU